AUGGUGUCUACUAGAUCAAGACAUAAAGCCCAGCACAUUACUCCCAAGGAGAACUCUAUUGGCGGACUCAUGAAUCGCAACAGCUCGGUGGCAAACCUUACGACACCAACGCUAUAUUCCAUAUACGGUGGCAAGGACGAUAUCAACGACGAGAACGCCGAAAGUGACAUUUAUGCCAAUCUCAAAGAGGAGAUUCGCCACACCUCUGUGGCAAGCGGAUCCAAAGGCCAGGCCCAAUCGUUUCCCACUCAUCGUUCUCCAACGGUCACCACAAUCAUGAUAAUAGGGAAAGUGCUUGUUUUGGGUGUUUUGGGAAUUUUGUUCAAGGAACUCACCAGGGCGUUGCAUGCAAACAAUCCGUUGCUCCCAGACAUCUCAUGGUUCAACCUAGUGAACAUAAUAGAACUCUCGUUGAAAAGAGUCGGGUUAGCGCCGUUGUUGCACCUCACAGAUACAAAACUGGAAUAUGUGAGUGGUGCACUUGAGGGAAUCAUCCUUGGACUGAUCCAGCCACUAUUCGACAGGUUGACGGGAACUUCAGCAAAGUCUGGUUCCACUAUCGUCACCACCACCAUGAUCAGAUCGGCUACUGCUCUGGUGGGAAUUUCCUACGGUCUCAAAAAAACUGAAUGGACAUCUCCACUCCAAGCCUCGCUGGCUUGGUCCUGUUUGAAUCCGUGUCUGUGGAUGCUGUUAGAUGGUACUCUCUUUGGAUUCUUGAGUGCGUCUACAAUCUCACUAUGCUCCAUGGUGUGUGUGGGUUUGAGCUUCGGAACAGGCUACGAGAAGCUUGAGUGGGAGAAACUGUCUAUGUUCGAGUUUGACGGUUUGGACGAAACCGCACGGGUUUUCUGGGUAGGCUCCUUCUUUUUCUUUGGAGUUAUAUUCUUCGGAAAGGUCGGGAGAUGGCUGUUUUGA
This is a messenger RNA of Kuraishia capsulata CBS 1993, 918 nucleotides long. RefSeq lists its product as uncharacterized. Gene Ontology annotation, biological process: sterol biosynthetic process. NCBI's taxonomy places the organism in Eukaryota, Fungi, Ascomycota, Pichiomycetes, Pichiales, Pichiaceae. Gene Ontology annotation, cellular component: endoplasmic reticulum. The record is from RefSeq and is a predicted model, not a curated record. The transcript has a single exon. The coding region runs from base 1 to 918 and encodes 305 amino acids.